ACAUAUCAGCUGGGGCUUAGGGUGUAUUCUGUUAUAUACAGUCUCAUGUACAGUCCUUAUAUACAGUCUCAUGUACAGUCCUUAUAUACAGUCUCAUGUACAUCCCUCCUUAUAUACAGUCUCAUGUACAGUCCUUAUAUACAGUCUCAUGUACAGUCCUUAUAUACAGUCUCAUGUACAGUCCUUAUAUACAGUCUUAUGUACAGUCCUUAUAUACAGUCUCGUGUACAGUCCUUAUAUACAGUCUCAUGUACAGUCCUUAUAUACAGUCUCAUGUACAGUCCUUAUAUACAGUCUCAUGUACAGUCCUUAUAUACAGUCUCAUGUACAGUCCUUAUAUACAGUCUCAUGUACAGUCCUUAUAUACAGUCUCAUGUACAGUCCUUAUAUACAGUCUCGUGUACAGUCCUUAUAUACAGUCUCAUGUACAGUCCUUAUAUACAGUCUCAUGUACAGUCCUUAUAUACAGUCUCAUGUACAGUCCUUAUAUACAGUCUCAUGUACAGUCCCUUAUAUACAGUCUCAUGUACAGUCCUUAUAUACAGUCUCAUGUACAGUCCUUAUAUACAGUCUCAUGUACAGUCCUUAUAUACAGUCUCAUGUACAGUCCUUAUAUACAGUCUCAUGUACAGUCCUUAUAUACAGUCUCAUGUACAGUCCUUAUAUACAGUCUCAUGUACAGUCCUCCUUAUAUACAGUCUUAUGUACAGUCCUUAUAUACAGUCUCAUGUACAGUCCUUAUAUACAGUCUCAUGUACAGUCCUUAUAUACAGUCUCGUGUACAGUUCUCCUUAUAUACAGUCUCAUGUACAGUCCUUAUAUACAGUCUCAUGUACAGUCCUUAUAUACAGUCUCAUGUACAGUCCUUAUAUACAGUCUCAUGUACAGUCCUUAUAUACAGUCUCAUGUACAGUCCUUAUAUACAGUCUCAUGUACAGUCCUUAUAUACAGUCUCAUGUACAGUCCUUAUAUACAGUCUCGUGUACAGUUCUCCUUAUAUACAGUCUCGUGUACAGUCCUUAUAUACAGUCUCAUGUACAGUCCUUAUAUACAGUCUCAUGUACAGUCCUUAUAUACAGUCUCAUGUACAGUCCUUAUAUACAGUCUCAUGUACAGUCCUUAUAUACAGUCUCAUGUACAGUCCUUAUAUACAGUCUCAUGUACAGUCCUUAUAUACAGUCUUAUGUACAGUCCUUAUAUACAGUCUCAUGUAGGACCCUCCUUAUAUACAAGUGCCCUCAUGUAUUUGCCCCUC
Xenopus laevis (African clawed frog) is the source of this 1255-nucleotide messenger RNA. RefSeq lists its product as uncharacterized. Bases 96 to 1214 code for a protein of 372 amino acids. The transcript has 2 exons. NCBI's taxonomy places the organism in Eukaryota, Metazoa, Chordata, Amphibia, Anura, Pipidae. The record is from RefSeq and is a predicted model, not a curated record.